CAACAUGUGUUGUUUUACAUGCGUUCUUGUUUACAUAUUAUCAAUCGCAUGCCUAGAUAAGAUCGUUGCCGAUUUGCUACUUUUAAAUACAGUGAGUUUAUGAUAAUUACAACUAUGGGUAAAGUACGGUCGACGAAGAUGGAACCCCAUAAAAUAUUUUCAAAGGCGGUAAUGAAGAUGAAGUUUAUGAACCCAGAUGUUGGCACUAAGGAAGAAGACAUAAAAAUUAAAUCUGAACACCGUACUAAGAAGAAGGACUUUGUGAAGGUGAAUAGCUGGGAACCGUUUUAUGAUUUGUUACCUAUGUCAAGAUUAUCAUUCAACGGCAUGAACCCUGAUGUAGAGAACAUGAUGAAAAAACUUGGUGUGCUCCAGCGAGAUCCUCAGGAACAUGGUAAAAUGGAUGUGGAUAUAACUGUUGAAGAAAUGAUCAUAAGAAAAAAUAAAAUGAGACAGAAAAAAAAAUAAAUUGUAAUCAUUUAAAAAUA
Molecule: messenger RNA, 488 nt
Organism: Sipha flava (yellow sugarcane aphid)
Lineage: Eukaryota; Metazoa; Arthropoda; Insecta; Hemiptera; Aphididae
Exons: 2
Coding region: 100-468 (122 amino acids)
Source: RefSeq, a predicted model, not a curated record